AUGUCUGAUGAUCAGAGCAGGGAAAUCCUCACCUUUAUCCGGGAGAGGGACGAGGCCCGGGCCAAUUUGAAGAAGGUCGAGGACGAACUUCAGGAUUACCAGUCUAAAUUGUAUGACGCUAACAACAAGAUCGAGAGUCUCAAGAAAUCCCUAGCCCAAGCUCAGAAAGCUUCCGGCAAUACUGGUCAAAAAGGAGCACCGGCUAAGGCUGCCCCAGCCGCAGCCAAGGGCAAAGCGGCUAAAGGCGGGGCGGAUAAGGCGAAAGCCAAGUCCUCAGCAACAUCCACCCCUAAUGAUACUCCAGCUCCUACCCCUCCUCCAGCUGCACGCGCCCAAACUGCAGUACGUCACCCACCGAUACUAGGCAAAGAAGAACUUUCAGAAGAUACCUAUGGAUAUUACACCGCGAUAGGUGAAAAAUUCCCAGCUUUACCACUGGCAAUGGUUUUGAAUGCAGAGAAGAAGUUCAACGAAGCCGACGUGAACGGAGAUGGGGUCGUUGAUAAGGAUGAAAUAGACAACGUUUUGACCAAAACAGACGUGGCAAUGUUUACACCUAAACAGGUAGAGGAGAUCAUCAAGGAGAUCGACAAAGAUGACACGGGUGACCUCGACUUCUGUGAAGUCCUCGCGGUUCUAGAGAAGAUGGGAAGGCGCAGAAACUCAAAGCUACCGGCUGCAAUCAACGACAACAAAGAAAAAGUCUGUGCAAUUCAAUGAAGAUGAAAUUUCUAGGGAAACUGAAAUAUUUAGGUA
This is a messenger RNA of Ylistrum balloti, 756 nucleotides long. RefSeq lists its product as uncharacterized. The record is from RefSeq and is a predicted model, not a curated record. Gene Ontology annotation, molecular function: calcium ion binding. NCBI's taxonomy places the organism in Eukaryota, Metazoa, Mollusca, Bivalvia, Pectinida, Pectinidae. The transcript has 5 exons. Bases 1 to 720 code for a protein of 239 amino acids.